GCAGAAGAUCAUAUGCUGGUCCCAUUUAACUCAGGAUGAGAGAGAGAAAAAGGAUUUUCCGUUACAAUUAAUGAUUAUCACUUCAUAAAUUUUUAGCACUCUCAUCAUCUAAUUAUCAAAGUACGUACGGUUUUUUGUAUUUUUAUUUUUAUUUUUAUUUUUGUGUUUUAUUCACAAGGAGUGUCAAAUUGUUUGAUUUCGUGAUCGUAGUAUAAGUUCCCCGUUUGAUCUCUUGAUGUUAAUUAAAUACAUGUGUCCAAUGAUAUGAAUGAGAUCGAUAUAUACGUACAUACAUGAUUCAAAACUUUUAGUGCAAGGAUUUUCCCCAUAUACAUACACUAAUUCUUAAUUAGUAACCUAGCUAGCUAUCUCCUUCUCUCUCUUCAUUCUCGCUCUUUUCCUCAAGAUAAUAUGUAUAUAUACAUGAUUCAACAUAUCCGAAUUAUGUAAUUUCAUCAAAUAGGACUAGUUACAUAUUAUGUAGUACCAAAAUCUAUAUCAAAUUCAUAUGACAAAUUGUACUCUGUAUAUACAAUGGGUUCAACUUAAAUGUCAAGCCUAAUUGAUUGUACUUUUAUGGUUUUCUAGACAAUAAUCAAGUAGAGUUAAAUAACCUAAUUGUUUCGACAAAUAGCCGCUCCGAUCCAUCCUUAUCGUAAAACCAAAAUCCUUACCAUUGAAUUAUGAAGAAGUUAAAACAUUUGCUUGUAAUAAUUUUACCUUUUAUUCUUUAUGACAAACUGAAAAUUUGUACCCAAUACAAGUCCAACCAACCAAACACCCAAAAAUAUCAAAAGAAUAACAAGAAAGAAAAAACCCUUACAUUCCCCAAUUUACCAAGUAUAUAUAAACCUGCCCCUACCUUCUCCUUCAUAUCCCUCUUCUUAACACCAAGACAAAACCCUUCUCUUUCUCUCUCCUAAAAUUUCAAUCCUCCGUUUUCUUUCAUACAUUCAAUCCAUAAAAGAGACAUAGGCCCACAAAUAAAGGAAAUUUGCAGGAGGAGAGAGGAAAAAUGUAUGAUCAGACAACAGAAGCUGCUACUGCUGCUGCUACUGCUUGUUUUGACCCAAACAACAUCCCUGAAUCAGCAGCUGCAACUGCUAUUCCUUCUGCUAAUGGAAAUGGGUUUAUUUCCCAUGAAACAAACAACCAUAAUCACCAAACCCAGGAAUCUGAUUCCUCAAUGGAAUUCCAAAACCCUAAUCUUGGGAAUAACAAUAAUGGAUUCAGUACUACUGCUACCCAUUUACCAAUGUUACCAAACUGUAAUCCUAAUCCAAACGAUCAUGAUCCAAAUUCAUGGGGUCCCACUAAUUUGGCCCAUGAAAUUGGUAAUGGGUUUACUCAUUUUGAUGAAAAUUUACAACCAACAACUGAGCUUCUUACACUUCUACACUUGCCUAGAUGUUCUUUUACAUCCUCUACCACCAACACCACCUCAUUAUCCUUUGGGAAGCCGUCGUCCCCUCCACCGCCUUCGGGUUCGGCUUUAGGCUUCCUAGGGGAUCUUAAUCCACCUAUGAUGGUGGAUAAUCCAUCUGGGUCUGGAUCAUCUACCAUAUCCUAUGAUCCAUCAACAGCAGCCGCCGCUGCGGCGGCUGCUGCUGCCUUUUCUUAUGACCCUUUGUUCCACCUUAACUUGCCCCCUCAACCUUCACCUCUUUUGAGGGAUUUGAUGUAUCAUCAGACGCUGCCACACGGCGGCGGGUAUAAUACCGGAAGAGGGACUAGUGGGAUUGUGGGAAAUGGGAGUUCAUCUAGUUUGUUUGGUGGGUUAGAUGAUGGUGAAAGGAAUACUAUUAAUGGGAUUUACCAAGAUGGAGAUCAUCAUAUUCAUGGAAAUGGAGUUUUUGAGUUUAGUAAAGGUGAUGUUAAAGGGGGUAAAUGCCCUAAGAAUUUUGUUACUGAAAGACAAAGAAGGCAAAACUUUAAUGACAAGUAUCAGCAUCUUAGGAGCCUUGUUCCUAAUCAAACCAAGGGGGACAGAGCAUCAAUAGUUUGGGAUGCAAUAAACCACAUAAAUGAGCUGAGAAGAACAGUGGGAGAGCUUAAACUCUUGGUUGAGAAAAAAAGGAUGUCAAAGGAGAGGUUGAAGAGGCAUAAAACUGAGCAUCAGGAUACCCCAGCUGGUGGUACGACUAGCACUGGUGGUGGGGACCACAACAGUAACGGUGUCGAUGGACCGGCCGCGGUGAAACCCGACCCGGACGAGGAGUUUAGUGGGUCGGCCGCCAUCCAGCUCCGAAGCUCGUGGAUCCAGAGGAAGUGUAAGGACACGGAAGUCGAUGUUCGAAUUGUGGAUGAUGAUGUUACCAUUAAGCUUGUGCAGCGUAAGAAGAUCAAUUGCUUAUUGUUUGUGUCUAGGACACUUGAUGAGCUUCAGUUGGAUUUACGCCAUGUUGCUGGAGGUCAUGUUGGGGACUAUUACAGUUAUCUUUUCAACUCUAAGAUAUGUGAAGGGUCAUCAGUGUAUGCAAGUGCAAUUGCAAACACGCUGAUAGAAGUUGUGGAAAGACAGUAUGCUGCUGCUUCUGUUGCUGUUGCACCCACUACUAGUUUCUAGCUUAUUAAUUAGUGAUUAAGAACACCAAUUUAACUGUAGUUUACUCAUAUCUAACCAAUUCAAUAUGUUGCUGCUUUGUUAACAUGAUCAAGUAAUUACUGUAGUAUUUAGUAAUCGUGUUGAUUAGGUACUACUUUGCUUAAUUAAUGGGUUAUAUAUACAUAAGGUCCAGUUAACAGUUUCUUAGGA
Messenger RNA from Chenopodium quinoa (quinoa), 2755 nucleotides. RefSeq names its product transcription factor bHLH91-like. Gene Ontology annotation, molecular function: protein dimerization activity. The coding region runs from base 1016 to 2566 and encodes 516 amino acids. The record is from RefSeq and is a predicted model, not a curated record. The transcript is spliced from 4 exons. Gene Ontology annotation, biological process: anther wall tapetum development; regulation of DNA-templated transcription. NCBI's taxonomy places the organism in Eukaryota, Viridiplantae, Streptophyta, Magnoliopsida, Caryophyllales, Amaranthaceae.